AUGUCAAUCACGCGACGUUUGCUCAGCAAACCCUCUGCCACCGGCCUGGCUUCACGAGGGGGUGGCGGUCGCGCCAUCGGCCAGGCUCGAAAAGUUUGUUCGGGCGGUCCCUACUUCCUGGAGUACUUCCACGGAGAAGAUGGUGCCGAGGUGCACGCCUUCUUUGAGGUGGAUGGUGAGUUUUACCAUGCCAUCAAUCCUGAGAGCACCUCUGUGUACCUUUUCAAGAAGCUUCAGGUGCUGCAGAGAAUUCCCACGGGUGAGACCUCCGAUGAGGAAUGGUUCGACAUGCCUGAUGUCACCUGCAGCUGCUAA
Molecule: messenger RNA, 315 nt
Organism: Cladocopium goreaui
Lineage: Eukaryota; Dinophyceae; Suessiales; Symbiodiniaceae
Source: the annotation of a GenBank genome assembly